Chara braunii is the source of this 2120-nucleotide messenger RNA. NCBI's taxonomy places the organism in Eukaryota, Viridiplantae, Streptophyta, Charophyceae, Charales, Characeae. The record is from the annotation of a GenBank genome assembly.
GCGACCAACACUCUCGUUCUCAAAACGAAGUGUGGACAGACGUAUCGCGUACCUUUCAUAGGUACCACGRCGACACCACGCCCYGAUMCUCCUCCCCCGKAGCCUUCAGUGCCCACACCAUCUCCCUCUAUCACUGUCAYCUCRCCUCUGCAGUUCGCUCACUUCAUUCGACAGGACGACGUCACCUUCUUUAUGGUGGACGUGACGGAUCUCUUACACUAUGAUCCACCCUGUCCCGACGCCGAGCUCAUCCCUCUGGAGCCAGAUCCUCCCUCUAUCUCCAUGGCUCCCAUCUCUACUUCCGUCCCUCCGCCGUCCGUCAAGUCCACCCCGCCGUCGCGCGCUGACGCUGACACUGAGGAACUCGCACGAUAUACGGCUGACUUGGAGCCCGCAGUUCGUGACCUCAUCCGAGAGUACCACGACAUUUUCCCAUCGUCGUUCUCGUACGCCGGCAUCCCACCGAUGCGUGACGUCGAGCACUCCAUUCAGCUUGUGCCUGACUAUCGUGUUCACCACCAGACACCCUACAGACUCUCUAUCCCCGAGGCCACCGAACUCAAGCAUCAACUUGAGGAGCUCCUGAGACUGGGUUUCAUUAAACCCAGCAACUCCCCGUGGGGUGCACCCGUCCUCUUUGCUCGGAAAGCGGAUGGAACUCUUCGUCUCUGCAUCAACUACCGCGGCCUCAACCGCUACACGAUUAAGAACAGCUACCCCAUGCCUCGUUCCGAUGAGCUGUUCGACCGCCUAGCAGGCAACCGCUUCCUUAGGAAGAUUGAUCUUCGUAGCGGUUACCAUCAGAUCCGCGUCGCUGCAGCCGACCAACCGAAGACCGCAUUCCGAUCGCGAUUCGGCCACUACGAGUUCACGGUAAUGCCAUUCAGCCUCACCAACGCACCCGCUACCUUCCAGAGGGCGAUGAACGACAUCUUCAGGGACAUCCUGGAGCAGUACGUUCUCGUCUACCUCGACGAUAUCCUGGUCUAUAGUCGUACUCUUGAGGAGCACCUCAAACACCUCCGCGACGUCCUUGACCGCUUGCGCAAACAUGGUUUCUACGCCAAGCUAAGUAAGUGCCGCUUUGCCCAACACAAAGUGGAUUUCUUAGGACACUACGUGUCUGACCAGGGUCUCCACAUGGACGACGCGAAGAUGACUGCUAUUGCGGAGUGGCCCGCUCCCACAUCCGCCAAGCAGCUUCGCAGCUUCCUAGGCCUAACCAGCUACUAUAGUAACUUCAUCCGGGGAUACGCUAGGUAUUCCUACGUCCUUACCUCCACCCUCCUCCGGAAGAACCCACCCUGGGCUUGGACACCCCUCCACGAGGACGCCUUCCGCGCCCUCAAGAACGCGGUGACAUGCGCACCGGUUCUUCACCUACCCGAUUUUGACCGCCCUUUUAUCCUUACCACCGAUGCGUCAGAUUUCGCUGUAGGAGCAGUCGGUGAUGAUGUGCUUAUCGACGCCCGCCACUUACAGCUCGAAGCGGACACGCUUCGCAAGUUUCGACGUCGCUUCUUUAGCCCAUGCCGCAUCCUCCAGGCCGUCGGUUCUGAUACGGCAUCUAGCCCGGUCAGCUUCCGUGUGAAGCUGCCCGACUACCUACGCCAGGCUCGUGUGCAUGAUGUCUACCACGUCUCGUUACUACGUCCUUACCGCAGACCGUCUGAGCGUUUCGCUGGACGACCAUACGAGCGCCCUCCACCCAUCAUGGUGGACGGCCACGAGGAGUUCCUCCUUUCAGACAUCAUUGGUCGCCGAGUCACCGACGACAACCCUCCCCACGUCGAGUAUCUCGUACGUUGGAAGGGUUACCCUGAUGAGGAGGCUACCUGGGAGCCCCUCGAGGACUUGSAGCAYGCUCGCAUGUUGGUGCGUGCCUAUGACCGUGCUCGUCGUGCUGGGUUCACUGCUCCUCCUCAGCCCACKGACCCUCCUCCUUCUCCUYCGGCUGAGGAKACCGCUGAAGUUGAGCCUGCUCCAUCUGAGGCAGACCUUYWGCAGCAGCCGRAUGCUUCUGAGCGUCCACAGCGCACUCGUCGUCRUCCUGCUCGAUACGACGGUUGACUCUGACUUACCUUCCCACGUCUUUGACUUCUCAGUACUCCAUCCACAUC